GUGCCAUCCUUUGGAAAGGAGACAUUACGGACAACGGCAGUUACUCCACAGUUUGAACAAAACAUGGAUUCUGUAGACUUCAUUCAUUUAAACAUUUUAGAAAAGAAAGUUCUUAACAAUUCUGAAGUUUCAGUUCAGUAUUUAUGUUCUAAGCCUUGUAUCGUCAACAUAGAAGCAGUAGCUUCCUCCGAAUUCAGGACUGGUGUACCAGUCUAUAGAAGGAGAUGGAAGGAUGAGAAAAACCUUUAUGUUAACAGAACUCGACAAGUACAUUUGAAAUUUCCAAGCAUCAUGGUUUACAGAGAUGAUUAUAUCAUCAGAAACUCAAUAAUAGUGCACAGUGUGAUAUUAUAUGCGUGGAUUAGUCACAAAUCAGUUAGCAGCUAUGAUGUUGAGCAGAGUGAAGACUACCAGGAUGCAGUUGCCAAGAAUUACACUUUUUUAGAAGCAGUUCCACCUUUUGAACGCCCAUAUAAGGACCACAAAAUUUGUCUUCAGUGGGGUACUGACUAUUUGUGGAUGCUCCAGGCAAACAGGAUACCUCAGUGCCCUCAUGAAAGUGAUGGUGUCCAGAUUCUCAACUUCAUAUAUGCUUCCAGUGGGGAGAAAACAGGAAUCGUGAAGAAAUUUGAACAAUUUGAAAACAGAGAACUUGAGACAGUCAGACAACAUCAGAUUGAUUAUCCCAUGUUCACCAUUUCAAUCUGGCUAUAUUUACUCCAUCACUGUGAAAAGGAUCUGUGUGGUAUACUCUAUUUUAUUGAUCCGAAAGAAAUGUAUAGUACUCCUGCUGUAUUUCUAAAUGAAGAAGGUUAUGUGCAUGUUCAGAUGCACCUCAUGAGAGGAGAUGACCUUGCAGUGAAAACUAGCUUCAGCCUUCCUCUGAAGCAGUGGUUUCGACUGGAUCUGUCUUUCAAGGGUGGACAGAUAGAAGUAAGCAGUGUUGGGAAGAACAUGAGAAGACAUCAUCAUCAGUCUUUUACUUUUAGGGAAGAUUUCUAUUAUGAUGACACUGCUGGAUACUUUGUUCUUGGAGGCAGUGGAUAUGUAAAUGGUAUUGAAGCAUUCUUUGGACCUGUGAAAUACUAUCGUCUCAAUGUGUUGGAAACAGAACAGAUUUCUAACCCUCUUCAUGACAAAGCAGCAGUGGAACAAAUUGAACUGUACUAUGAGAGAUGCAUGGACGUUCAAGAAAUAGUUUAUGAGUACAGAUAUAUUGUAAGGCAAGGUGAAAAAGCGCAAAGAAAUUGUUACUAUGAAAACUAUUAUUUGGAGCAGAUUCACAAAUUCGGAGAAAAAUCCAAAUGUGAUGCCUUCAUGUGGGGAAAAGAGCUCAGGGAAAAGUACCACACUUUGUUCAAACUGUUACAAGAGAUGGAUUUCAGUGCUCCAGAUGAAGAUGGAAGUGAUACAGUUCUAGAAGUUGGCCAGAGGAUAUUUGAGAAGGUUGCAAAGGGUCUGUCCAAUGCCGAUGGCCUCAGCAAUAUGGGCUCCUCUGUCCCUCUCUUGGUGGAUUCCAGUUGUUGUGGACACCAUAAGGCUUCCUAUUUCCUUGCAGUUAUAUUUGAAACAGGGCUUGGUGUGCCUGUGGAUCAUACAAAGGGUCUGCUCUAUAGUUUGAUUGGUGCUCAGGGUAAUGAGAGACUUGCUGUGAUGAAUCUUGGCUAUAAACAUUACCAAGGCAUUAAUAACUAUCCACUUGAUUUGGAGCUGUCAUAUGCUUAUUACAGUAAUAUUGCAAUCAAGACAUCAUUGGAUCAGCACACUAUAAAAGGAGAACAGGCAUUUGUUGAAACUAUAAGGCUGAUGGAUGAUGAACUGCUAAAAGCUCAAACAAAGGAAAAUGGCGAUGUCUUUAUGUGGUUAAAACAUGAAGCAACAAGAGGAAAUGCAGCUGCACAGCAACGAUUGGCUCAGAUGCUGUUUUGGGGCCAACAAGGAGUGGCAAAAAAUCCUGAAGCUGCGAUAGAAUGGUAUGCAAAGGGUGCAAUAGAAACAGAAGAUCCAGUGUUAAUAUAUGAUUAUGCUAUUGUGUUAUUUAAGGGCCAAGGUGUGAAAAAGAAUACAAAACUUGCUUUGGAAUUGAUGAAGAAAGCAGCAGCCAAGGGGUUGCCCCAGGCAGUGAAUGGAUUGGGAUGGUAUUACCACAAUUUUAAAAGAGACUACAGAAAAGCAGCCGAACACUGGUUAAUUGCUGAAGAAUUGGGAAAUCCAGAUGCAUCGUACAACCUUGGUGUCCUUUAUUUAGAUGGGAUUUACCCUGGAGUACCUGGUAGAAAUCAAACAGUUGCUGCACACUAUUUCUAUAAAGCUGCCCAAGGAGGGCAUAUAGAAGGGACUUUACGAUGCUCUCUGUACUACAUCACAGGAAACAUGGAAGACUUCCCUAGAGAUCCAGAAAAAGCUGUAAUCUGGGCAAAACACAUUGCAGAGAAGAACGGCUACUUAGGUCAUGUCAUCAGAAAAGCUCUCAAUGCUUAUCUGGAACUUUCAUGGCAUGAAGCUCUGCUGCAUUACGUUUUAGCAGCUGAAACUGGGAUUGAAGUGUCACAGUCAAAUUUAGCACACAUCUGUGAAGAAAGACCAGACCUAGCAAAGAAAUACCUAGCAACUGAUUGUGUUUGGAGAUACUACAAUUUCUCUGUUUCUCAAGUCAAUGCACCAUCAUUUGCUUAUUUGAAGAUGGGUGAUUUCUACUACUAUGGUUACCAGAACCAGUCUAAAGACCUUGAGCUCUCAAUGCGGAUGUACGCACAAGCUGCAUUAGAGGGAGAUUCACAGGGUUUCUUUAAUUUGGCCCUUGUCAUAGAAGAGGGCAACUCCAUACCUGCCUACAUUCUGGAUCACUUGGGAAUUGAUCAGGCAUUGCAUUCUAGUAAUAUGUCACUUCUUCAGGAACUUUAUUACAGGUGA
This is a messenger RNA of Balearica regulorum gibbericeps (East African grey crowned-crane), 2913 nucleotides long. The record is from RefSeq and is a predicted model, not a curated record. NCBI's taxonomy places the organism in Eukaryota, Metazoa, Chordata, Aves, Gruiformes, Gruidae.